AUUGCCGCCAUUUCAAACCAUAACAGAAUCUACCAAACUUGUUCAGCAUCUGAAGGCUGCUGUCAGGGUGGGAACUUGAGAGAUGGACCAAAACAUGAACAUGAUCGUUACCAGAAGAAUGGCCUCUGUAGCCAACCAUCUCAUGCCUGGUCACCAAAUUAGUCCUAGCCACCCUGCCUUGUUUGGUGCUAUAGCUCCGUCUAAUUGCAGUUCUCCACUGGAUGACAGCUACCGCAGGACUCACGGUGAAGUCCCUAGCCAUCCACCAGUUUGGAAAACUGUGUCCUUGGAUGAAUCUGUCAAGGAGUUUGCGGAUAUUAUAUACGAAAAAGCUGUUGGAGAGGGUAUUGCUAAGAUAACAAUCAACCGACCAGAGAGAAGAAAUGCUUUCAGACCUCAGACGGUCAAGGAACUCAUGCGGGCAUUUAAUGAUGCUAGGGAUGAUAUUUCUGUAGGAGUGAUCAUCUUCACUGGGAAGGGCACUGAGGCAUUUUGCAGUGGUGGUGAUCAAUCCUUUAGAGGAAAAAAUGGCUAUGCAGAUUAUGACAAUUUUGGUCGGCUCAAUGUUUUGGAUUUACAGGUCCAGAUUAGACGUCUGCCAAAACCAGUGAUUGCAAUGGUUGCUGGUUAUGCUGUUGGGGGAGGACACGUGCUGCAUAUGGUCUGUGAUCUAACAAUUGCAGCCAAUAAUGCUGUUUUUGGUCAGACGGGUCCAAAGGUUGGAAGCUUUGACGCUGGUUAUGGAGCCUCCAUAAUGUCUCGCUUGAUUGGCCCAAAACGAGCGCGUGAAAUGUGGUAUCUGUCAAAGUUCUACACAGCUUCAGAAGCAGAGAAAAUGGGGCUUGUAAACAUGGUCGUCCCACUGGAGAAGUUGGAACAAGAAACAGUCAAAUGGUGCAGAGAGAUGCUAAGAAACAGUCCAACUGCUAUUCGGUUAUGCAAAUCAGCCAUCAAUGCAGCUGAUGAUGGCCAUGCUGGACUUCAGGCACUUGCAGGAGAUGCAACACUCAUGUUUUAUGGAACUGAGGAAGGCAAUGAGGGGAGGUCGUCAUAUUUGCAGCACAAAAAACCGGAUUUCUCGAAAUUUCCUAGGCUUCCUUGAUGUUGUGCACCUCUAGCACAGUUCUUUUUUACUGUGAUUUACGGCAUUUUGAUUUGUCUGCCUUGUUACAAGGUUCACAUUUUCGUAUUUCAAACUGUUCAACGUGCAUGUUAUCACUCCGUCUGCUGGCUGCAGAAAUUUAGUGGCUUUCCAUGUUCUCAUGGACAGAAUAAAAAUCAUUUUGUAGUUGAGAGUAAAAUAAAGCUGAUGUUCCUACUCGUAUUGAAAUGUGAAGGAAUGGACAGUCCAUGUGAUA
Messenger RNA from Coffea arabica (coffee), 1358 nucleotides. Its product is annotated as 1,4-dihydroxy-2-naphthoyl-CoA synthase, peroxisomal. Gene Ontology annotation, molecular function: 1,4-dihydroxy-2-naphthoyl-CoA synthase activity. The record is from RefSeq and is a predicted model, not a curated record. Gene Ontology annotation, biological process: menaquinone biosynthetic process. NCBI's taxonomy places the organism in Eukaryota, Viridiplantae, Streptophyta, Magnoliopsida, Gentianales, Rubiaceae. Gene Ontology annotation, cellular component: cytosol.